AUGUCGCAGCCCACGAGCCCCGAGAUGCCCACGUCCGAUGCAGUGGCCAGCACUGGCCAAGGCCGCCGAUCGGUCCUUUACCAGCUCUAUACACAUUGCUGGUCUCAGAUCAUCUUGAUCAGCUUCAUCUGUUUCUGCUGCCCCGGAAUGUACAAUGCCCUCUCCGGCCUGGGAGGAUCCGGCCAGGUCAAUGAGACCGUCGCCGCUAACGCGACAGUCGCGCUGCUCGCUGCCACCGCAGGGACGGCGCUCUUCGUGGUUGGGCCCAUCUUCGACCGCGUCGGUCCGCGAGUGUGUCUGCUGCUGGGUGGAUGGACGUAUCCCCUGUAUUCGGGCAGUCUGCUCUGUUUCAACUCCACGAAAAAUGGAGCUUUUGUUAUUGCCGCCGGCGCCAUUCUCGGCGUAGGCGCGUCCUUCCUGUGGGUGGCACAGGGGGCCAUCAUGACAACCUACGUGCCCGAGUCGCAAAAAGGACGCGCGAUUGCGGUCUUCUGGGUCAUUUUCAACCUCGGCGGCGGCGUGGGUUCCCUCGCCAGCUUUGGCCUGAACUUCCACUCUACGAGCGGAACUGUAUCGGACGGGACAUAUAUUGCCCUGCUAAUCAUCAUGGCCAUUGGAUGGCUCCUGGGCGUGCUCAUCUGCCCACCCGCGGCCGUGCGACUUGAACAGCUGGAGGCAACACCCGAGAGCGAGAAGAAUUGGCGGCGCGUCGCGAAGCUUUCGGCGGAGACGCUGAGCGACUGGCGAGUGCUGUGCAUGCUGCCACUCUUCUUCUCGGCGAAUGUGUUCUACUCGUACCAGCAGAACGUUGUCAAUGGCUUGACUUUCAAUAUCCGCACGCGCUCGCUCAACGGUGCCCUGUACUGGUUGGCGCAGAUGCUCGGUGGACUGAUCAUCGGCCUCAUGCUGGACAUGCCGUGGCUCACGCGACCCAUGCGAGCCCGAGUUGGCUGGGCGUUUCUCUUCAUCACGGGCAUGGCCAUCUGGGGCGGCGGAUAUGCCUUCCAGAAGUGGUUCGACCACCGCACGGCGCUGGGGUUCCAGCAGGAUAUCGACUACACGGACAGCCACCAGUCCGUUGGCCCGAUCUUCCUCUACAUCUUCUAUGGCGCCUACGAUGCAUUCUGGCAGUCCUUCUGCUACUGGCUCAUGGGCACCCGAUCUAACUCGCCCGCCGUGGCGGCCAUUCUGGUCGGUGCAUACAAGACCUUCCAAGCUACCGGGGGCGCGAUGGCAUGGCGCAUCAACGCGCUGCAAAAGCCCGCUGUGACGCAGUUUGCCAUGGACUGGGGCUUGUGCAUGGGAUCGUUGGUCGUUGCGAUCCCGACGGUCUGGUCCGUCACGCUGACUAGCGACGCCGCUUCCACGGACGGUCAGGAUGUGCUGGACGCGACGGACAAGCCUCAGUCCGAGGGCAAGGUAUAA
Molecule: messenger RNA, 1425 nt
Organism: Penicillium lagena
Lineage: Eukaryota; Fungi; Ascomycota; Eurotiomycetes; Eurotiales; Aspergillaceae
Product: putative MFS transporter
Exons: 3
Coding region: 1-1425 (474 amino acids)
Biological process (GO): transmembrane transport
Molecular function (GO): transmembrane transporter activity
Source: RefSeq, a predicted model, not a curated record